Exophiala xenobiotica is the source of this 1359-nucleotide messenger RNA. RefSeq lists its product as uncharacterized. Gene Ontology annotation, molecular function: GTPase activity; GTP binding. The transcript is spliced from 6 exons. The record is from RefSeq and is a predicted model, not a curated record. Gene Ontology annotation, cellular component: cytoplasm. Gene Ontology annotation, biological process: cytoplasmic translation. The coding region runs from base 126 to 1241 and encodes 371 amino acids. NCBI's taxonomy places the organism in Eukaryota, Fungi, Ascomycota, Eurotiomycetes, Chaetothyriales, Herpotrichiellaceae.
CAUAAACCACCCACUUGCUUCCUUUACAGAUUGCUCCCAUCUCCUCUCUUUCAACAAGGAACCCUUAUCCAUCCUUGUUGUCCGACCACUGCACCUCGAGCGACCCUCAGGUCAGGUCCGUCAAGAUGGUGAAUAUCACGGAGAAGAUCAAAGAGAUCGAGGCCGAAAUGGCCCGAACUCAAAAGAACAAAGCCACAGAAUAUCACCUUGGUCUGCUGAAAGGCAAACUCGCACGAUUACGAGCUCAACUUCUCGAGCCCGGUCCCGGCGCCGGCUCAGGGGGAGGAGCAGGCUUUGAUGUCUCCAAGUCUGGUGAUGCCCGAAUAGCCCUCGUCGGCUUCCCUUCAGUCGGCAAAUCCACCUUCCUAUCCAAGAUCACAAAGACCAAAUCCGAAGUGGCAGCUUACUCGUUCACAACACUGACGGCCAUUCCCGGCGUGCUCGAGUACGGCGGCGCAGAAAUACAAAUUCUAGAUUUACCGGGUAUCAUCGAAGGUGCCUCAGAGGGCAAAGGACGAGGUCGACAAGUCAUCAGUGCUGCGAAGACAUCCGACCUAAUUCUGAUGGUCCUGGACGCCACCAAACGCGCGGAACAACGCGCCCUUCUCGAAGCAGAACUGGAAGCGGUCGGCAUCCGUCUAAACCGAGAACCACCGAACAUCUAUCUUAAACCGAAGAAAGCGGGCGGCAUGAAAAUCACAUUCCAGGCACCACCCAAAAACAUCGAUGAGAAAAUGGUCUACAACAUCCUGCGUGAUUACAAGAUGCUCAACUGCGAAGUGCUGGUCCGCGACGAGAACGUUACGGUCGACGACUUUAUCGACGUGAUCAUGAAAGACCACCGCAAGUACAUUCGGUGUUUGUACGUGUACAACAAAAUCGACAGCGUCACCGUGGAUUAUCUGGACGAACUAGCCCGCGAGCCUCAUACGGUCGUCAUGUCGUGCGAGCUGGAUCUUGGUGUCGAGGACGUUGUCGAGCGGUGUUGGCAGGAGUUGAGACUCAUGCGGCUGUACACCAAACGGCAGGGUGCGGAGCCGGAUUUCAGUGAGGCGCUCAUCGUGCGGAGCAAUAGCACAAUUGAAGAUGUGUGCGACCAGAUCCACCGGACGUUGAAGGAGACGUUCAAGUAUGCGCUCGUGUGGGGCGCCAGUGCGAAGCAUAUCCCACAGCGGGUAGGUCUGUCGCAUGUUGUGGCAGAUGAGGAUGUGGUGCAGGUGGUUAGUGCCUGGAAAGCGUGAGGCGUGACGGUGCUAAGUCAGUGUUUUUCGAGCUACGGAACGAGGACCGUUGUAGGACAAGAUCUGAAAUGUGCGAGCUUGGCGAUAUAUUACAAUUCAUCUUGGUUCUGACAAUCAG